CCACACGCACCUACCAGCCGGCAGGAGGCAGAGCCCUGGCACGAGCCACUGAGCCUGCUUUCAAAGCCCCGCCGUGUGACCCCGAGAGGGACUUCACCGCAAAGCGCGCAUCUCAACCCCUGCCAGGCGUGAUGGGCAGGAAUGGGGCGCGUGUAGGGAGGCGUGCACGCCGCGUGGGGCCCCCCGCAAGCCUCCACAGCGUGCGUCGUCGUGGCUGUCAUUACGGGAGAGGCAUUUAAAGCAGCCCGGAAAAUGGGUCAGUCAGUCCCCAGUAUGUGCGCUGCUGUCAUUGCGAUGUGCCCCGCUCUGCUCCGGGGACUCCUCCCAACAGCCGCCGGAGGUAGGCGCCAACUCCGGCCCACUCAGCAAUGAGGAAGCCGAGGCGCAGAGAGGUGAAGUCACUCGCCCAAGGUCACACAGCUGGACCCUGGAGGAACUGGCAUCCGAAUCCAGGAUUGCGUCUCGGCUUGGCCUGGCCUCGGUCCCUGCCCCGGCUUCCUCCCUCCCCACGGUGGAAAUGUCCAGGGCUGGCCCCGCAGACCCCCUGGCAGGCCCCACGCAGGCAGCACCGUGGCCAGCCAUCCCCAUCCCUGGCCUCAGGUACGGUCCCCACAGUCCUCGAGAGAGGAGAGUACCGGGAUGGGGCGGGCGCGCUGGGGGAGGGGGCGGGGCCACUGGGCGGGCAAACCGGUCAGGCCGCUCAGUCCCCGCCUCCUGGCCUCUCACCAGUUUGGCGGCGGGGGCCGGCACAGCGCUCGGUGGCCGGGCAGGGAGCUGCCAUCAGGUCACAGGUGGCUGUCCCGGAAGCGCGCUCUUGCUGCCGCUGCCCAAAGGGGCCAGGCGCUUCACGCAUCCUCUCCACCCCGGAGCCGGCCCCCCGCCGCCAUGCACCAGCACUACACCGUCCACACCGCCAAGGGCAUGCUGCCCCCCCGGGGCUGCCCCGAGAGCUACUUCUUGGACCCGGAGUUGGGGCACAAAAAAGGACGCUGUCACCAGUGGUGCCAUGACCCAGCGGCCUACAGGCCCUGUCCGCAGCCCUCCCAGGUGCGGUCACAGCUGGUCUACCACAGCCAGCAGGGGGUUGUCGGGGGCUGUCGCCGGGGCCCCCAGCCCCCUCUCCUGCAGCAGCAGCGGCAGCAGCAGCAGCGGCAGCAGCAGCAGCAACAGCGGCAGCCCCAGCCCCCAGCCCCCAGCCCCCUGCGGCAGCGUCUCUGCCCCGGUCCCAGCACCCAGAAGGGGGCGCCUCCAACCACCACUGCCCCCCUGGGACCGGCCUGCGCCCCCCAGCCGCCCACUGCACCCACCUCAGCAGCACCCGCCAUGACCAGCAGCUGCCCAGCCCUGCCCUCCACAACUGGCGCCGUUGCGAAGUCCGGCAGGCCCACCGGCGCCCAGUCCCUGAAUGCCCCAGGGGCAGCCUGUGGCCCCUUCACCUCCUACAGCUCCGACAUCCUGACAGAGGACGAUGUCUACUGCAGCUGCCUGGCCAAGACCCUCUGCCACGUGCCCGUGCCCGUGACCGUGGGCUUCUACGCCCCCUUCGGCUGCCGCCUGCACCUCAUGCUGGACAAGAUCACUGCGCUGAUGGAGCAGGAGGCAGCGCAGCGCGAGGCGGAGGAGCUGCAGCGUGUGCAGUGGCGGCCGCGGUCCGUGAGCCGCUGGGGCUUCCCUCAGCUGCUGUGGUACCUGGUGUUCAUGCAGCCGAUCAUCACCGAGGUGCACCUGCGGCGCAAGAAUGUGAAAUUCCUCUUCAUCCGCUUCAGCGCCUGGGAGUACGAGGGCACCGACAAGCUGUGGGCCGGCCUGGUGACCACGCUGUGCGAGGGCAUCCGCCACCACUACGGUGCACUGCCCUUCAGCGUGUACUCGGUGCUGGGCAACAAGGCGAUGACGACGAAGGGCUUCCGCCAGCGCGAGUGGCACUGCCGGCGCCGUGUGUGUCUGGCGCUGGUGGCCCUGCUGGUAGCGCUGGGCUUUGGCUUGGCCUUGCUCUACCUGUCGCUGGGCGCCCACGCGCUGAGCCACAGUAGCACUGACAACAACCUGCUGCGGGUGUUCGGCGGCGCAGCCACCACGCUGUCAGGCUCGGGUCUGCUCAUGGCCGUGUACUCGGUGGGCAAGCACCUGUUCGUGAGCCAGCGCAAAAAGAUCGAGCAGCUCGUGUCGCAGGAGAAGUUCGGCAGCCAGCUGGGUUUCAUGGGCGAGGUGAAGAAGGAGGUGGAGCUGGUCACCGACUUCCUGUGCUUCAUGGAGAUCUACCAGCGGUGCCGGCUGCGCAUCGUGCUCGAGAUCACGGGGCUGGACACGUGCCGCUCCGAGAACGUGGUGGGCGUGCUCAACGCCAUCAACACCCUGUUGUCCGAUAGCCACGCACCCUUCAUCUUCAUCCUGGUGGUGGACCCCAGCAUCAUGGCCGCGUGCCUCGAGUGUGCCGGCUCCAUGAAGGGCACGGCCGACAACGGCUACCUCUUCCUCAACCGCACCGUCACGCUGCCCUUCUCCGUGCCCAUCAUGGGCCGCCGCACCAAGCUACAGUUCCUGCACGAUGCCGUGCAGAGCCGCGAUGACCUGCUGUACCGCGAGAUGGCGCACCAGCUGCGGCCCGGGAGCCCGGGCGCCGACGAGGGCUCACAGCUGCUGGCGGUGGAGAUGCAGGAAGGGGCCAGGGUCACACAGAGCCACAUAGACGCCGAGGCCGCGCGCCGCAUCCAAGAGGCGCUCUACUGCCUGCAUGACGACCGCGACUGCCUCUACGAGUACGUGGCCGACAACUUGGUGUCCAUGCGGCGCAUUGUCAACACCGUGCCCAUCACCGUGCGCCUGCUGCAGCAGCAGCAGCGGGACUUCUGUGGCCCCACGCCUCGCCAGGCCGUGGCCUGGGUCGUGCUCGCCAACCAGUGGCCCUGCCGCCUCAGCUGGGCGCUGCAGUGUCUAGAGGACCGGCAGCAGGCAGGGGGCGCCCCAGAGGCCCGCGCGCGCCUCUGGGAUGUGUUCCUCGAAAACUGCCAGGAGCUGCACACCAUGACCAAGCCGUUGCACAAUGUGCUCGACCUGGAUGGCGACCCCGAGCUCUUUCAGCGCUUCCUGAGCGAGGACUUCCCCUUCUCUGUGGCUGAGGCGCAGACCCUGCUGCGCUGUACAGUCAACCUGGACCACUCCAUCCGCCGUCGUAUGGGCCUUAUCCGGGCUGUCAGCACGCUAAAGCCACCCAGCCCGCCCAAAUCCCCGGCGGGCGAUGCUCCCCGUACUGCCCACGGAGCCAACCAUGCCUCCCGGGCUGACGGCGCAGCUCAUGGAGCCGACCAGAGUCCUGGGACGGCCCGGUCAGGCCACUCUGCAGGGCGCAGCCCUGCACAGACCAGCGAAGGCCGCCACUCCCGCAGCGAAACCCCCCACUCCCAAGCCAACCACACCUCCCAAGCUGCCCGCGGGGCCCACAGAGUCGACCAGAGCCCUGGGGCGGCCCGGUCAGGCCACUCUGCAGGGCGCAGCCCUGCGCAGACCAGCGAAGGCCACCACUCCCGCAGCGAAACCCCCAACUCCCGAGCCAACCACACCUCCCAAGCUGCCCGCGGGGCCCACAGAGUCGACCAGAGCCCUGGGGCGGCCCGGUCAGGCCACUCUGCUGGUCACAGCCCUGUGCAGGCCAGCGAAGCCCCCUAUGUCUUCAGUGAAGUUCCCCACCCCCACAGGGAAGUCCCCCACCCCCGAGGCGACACCCCUCACUCCCAAGACUUGACACACCGGAGUAAGCCGAGACCAGUGGCUUGAGUGCCCUGUGCUUCAGGGAAUCCAACCCAGGGGUGCGUUGGAUGAAGGAUUCUGGGGCCAGCAGGGGGCAACUGCCCCUUCUACCCAGGUGAGGACACUUGUAGGGGACAAGGUCCAGGGUCCAGUGCUGGGAAGGAGGCUGGUGCUGGCUACAUCCCCCGGGCGAGUGUGCGAGCCGGCAAGAGCUGUUGGCAGUAGCUGACAAUAAUACCAGGGUCAGAAAGAGGUGCCAAAGGACCACUAAGAAACUCAAGUUCAAGUGCAAUAAACGAAGGUGUGAAAGCCUUU
Messenger RNA from Phyllostomus discolor (pale spear-nosed bat), 4062 nucleotides. It is a transcript of the gene NKPD1, whose product is annotated as NTPase KAP family P-loop domain containing 1. The record is from RefSeq and is a predicted model, not a curated record. The transcript is spliced from 5 exons. The coding region runs from base 640 to 3774 and encodes 1044 amino acids. Lineage: Eukaryota; Metazoa; Chordata; Mammalia; Chiroptera; Phyllostomidae.